This is a messenger RNA of Pyrus x bretschneideri (Chinese white pear), 1955 nucleotides long. RefSeq names its product methionyl-tRNA formyltransferase. Bases 660 to 1784 code for a protein of 374 amino acids. NCBI's taxonomy places the organism in Eukaryota, Viridiplantae, Streptophyta, Magnoliopsida, Rosales, Rosaceae. The record is from RefSeq and is a predicted model, not a curated record. The transcript has 11 exons. Gene Ontology annotation, biological process: conversion of methionyl-tRNA to N-formyl-methionyl-tRNA; biosynthetic process. Gene Ontology annotation, molecular function: methionyl-tRNA formyltransferase activity.
UUCUCUCCCUCCCAUCUCCCUCCUUAUAAUAGAGACCAUUCAAACCAGGUCCAAUGGGUAAGAGCUAUGCAACGUCCUACAACCCCAAUUACAUUCCCCUCUACUUCUCUCCCCCCGUCGUCUCCAACAUUUGCCUCCAUCACUAAUGCCAUGGCUGCAAUCAAUCCAGCCAGUGUCGAAAUAGCUUAUUGUCCUCUUUCUCAAGCCUCGAGGCCUACAUCCGAUCCAUAGCUCACAUACCGUCCCGCCUCGGUCGCCAGGCCAAUUCCGUCUCCGACGACGAAAUGAGCGCCGUCCGAGCUCGCUUCGGCUCCCACAUGCAGAAGAGGUUCCACUGGCUCCACCUCAUCGUAUUGGGCCUCGGCAGCACGGUGGUUGAUGGCGCCUUUGUUGACUAUCUUAUUUCAGCGCCUCAUUUGUUUCUUACGUGGCACAAUCUUGUGUUUUGAUCGACUUGUAGAUGUUGUGGACGGCUGUGGAUGAAGGGAGGGCACAGGAGGGGUGAGAAAGAGGAGGGGAGAGAAUCGGGCCCGAGAUUGAGGGCACAAAAGAAAAUAAGCCGAAGUAGAAUUGCAAGAAGCGGAUAAGCAGUAGUAGAUAUAGUCCCAAAGCGUUCUCAGUUGGUAGGUUUGUACGAGGAGGCAAGUGAAAUUGUGAGCAUGAAUUCGUCGCUGGUGUUUCGUCGCUUCUGGUGCUUCAGUGCCGCAACUUCUUCUUCAUCUUCUUCUUCUUCUACUUUAUGCUUCGCUUCCAACAAGAAGCCCCUCGUCUUCUUAGGCUCUCCUCAGGUGUCAGCAACUGUUCUGGAUGCCCUUCUCAAUGCAUCCACAGCCGCAGACUCAAUCUUUGAGGUUGCAGCUAUUGUUACUCAGCCCCCAUCCAGAAAGUCUAGGGGGAAAAAGUUGAUGCCUUCUCCUUUAGCACAGCAUGCUCUUGACAGAGGCUUCCCUUCAAACCUUAUUUUCACACCUGAACGGGCUGGAGAGGAUGUGUUUUUGUCCGACUUAAGAGCUUUGCAGCCACAACUUUGCAUAACUGCUGCUUAUGGGAACAUUUUACCUACCAAGUUUCUCAAUAUCCCAACAUUGGGUACGGUCAAUAUACACCCAAGUUUGCUUCCAUUGUAUCGUGGAGCUGCACCUGUUCAAAGAGCCUUGCAGGAUGGUGUUAAUGAAACAGGAGUAUCCUUAGCGUUCACUGUUCGUGCACUGGAUGCCGGGCCUGUCAUUGCCUGUGAAAGAAUGGAAAUUGAUGAUCAAAUUAAGGCACCGGAUCUACUUGCACUACUAUUUAAUGAAGGAUCUAAACUAUUGAUCAAUGAGCUUCCUUCUAUAUUUGAUGGGUCAGCUAAGGUGAAAGCAUGUCCCCAGGAUGACUCUAAAGCUACCUUAGCUCCCAAGAUUGCUCCGGAAGAAUCGUGGCUGUCCUUUGAUCAGGAGGCUUCAGUUCUACAUAAUAAGGUUCGUGCAUUUGCAGGGUGGCCUGGAACUCGAGCUAAAGUUGUAAUUAUUGACAACAAAACUGGUCAAGAGAAUAUCAUGGAAUUCAAAAUUAUGACAACUAAAGUCUGCAGCCAGAGAAAUGUUCAGGUCAACCAAGCGGAUGAAAUCACCUUUAUAAAGCCUGCAUUAGUAUUUCCCUGUGGACGGGGCACAGCCCUUGAGGUAUUGGAGGUUCAGAUUCCGGGUAAGAAGGCAAUAAGUGCAGCUGCCUUCUGGAAUGGUUUGCGUGGUCAAAAACUGAAGAUAUACCAUGCUUCCAAUGUAAACGGUAAUUCUAGUUAGUUUAAAGGGGUGAGCAAUUUUGUUGAGUAGCAUCCCCCAUUCUUUUAAUUAAUUUUAUUGGAAAUACAUGUAAUAUUUAUUGGAAAUCUUCCUGUAUUGAUCUCUUAGGGUACAAAGAUACCAAUAUGAUUUAGUGAAAUCAAAAUAUGGACAAGUAGAACAUUAUUUCCA